Molecule: messenger RNA, 2627 nt
Organism: Vollenhovia emeryi
Lineage: Eukaryota; Metazoa; Arthropoda; Insecta; Hymenoptera; Formicidae
Product: dnaJ homolog subfamily C member 11
Exons: 8
Coding region: 107-1789 (560 amino acids)
Biological process (GO): cristae formation
Source: RefSeq, a predicted model, not a curated record
CGGCCCGUCCUACCGGCCCGCUGUUGUCCCGUCGCGCUGCCCGUAACCUAUAAAAAGCUGGGACGGAGGAACUCGGGCGGCUCGUGGCCAGCGGAGGACUUUUAAAAUGGACGACGAGAGCGACCAGGAGACCACGAUCGAGGACGACUACUACACGUUCCUGAACAUCCCGAGAAAUGCCAGUCCCGAGGACAUCAGCAAUGCGUACCGCAGGCUCAGUAGACUCUACCAUCCGGACAAGCACACGGAGCCGACGCUCAAGAGGGAAGCGGAGAUACUUUUCAAUCGCACGAAGAAGGCUUACGAAGUGUUGAACGAUCCGCAUCAGAGGGCGAUUUACGACUCGCUGGGAAUCCGUGGGCUACAGACGGAAGGAUGGGAGAUUGUGCAGCGCACGAAAACGCCUCAGGAGAUACGCGAGGAGUACGAGAGGCUGGCGAGGGAGCGGGAGGAGAGGCGGCUGCAGCAGCACACCAACCCCAAAGGCACUGUAACGGUAAACAUCAAUGCCACCGAUCUUUUCAGUAAAUACGAUGAAGAUUACAACGAUGGCAGCGGGCUGUUCUCGUGCAUCGAAGUCAGCGGGAUGUCGUUCGCGCAAUCUAUCGAAGCGCCGCUCACCCUCAGGGACACCGUGACUAUGUCCGGUCAGCUAGGGACCCAGAACGGCACGGGUUCCGGGUCCAUCAAUGUCUCGGCGAAGCGGCUGAUAUCUUCGAAGGGUUGGGUCGAGGUCGAGGUCGGGGCUGGCAACGGCCCGACGUUCUCCCUCAAGGCGUUCCGCACGUUGACAAAACGGUUGUUUUGCGACGGGGCGGCGAUACUGCAAUUCACCGCGCACGGCGUGAAAGCUGGCUACGUUGGGACUCUUGCGAUGCAAUUGGAUAAGCAUACGGUGGGAUACCUCACGUACAGAGCUGGCAUUCAAGACGCCAUGAGCACCAUGAUUGUGAGAGACACGUCUCGAUCGUACACGGCGUUUUCUAUACAUUUCGGACUCCUACAUUCUUUCGUCAGUCUCAACUACACGUAUAAGAUGGAAGAGAAGCAACUCAAGCUACGUGGUAGUGUCAAAGCCGGAACGUUUGGUGCAUUUCUCGAAUACGGCGCGGAGAAGAAGGUCUCCAAACAUAGCUCGGUCUCGGCGGCUGUACGCAUCGGCGUCCCAACUGGCGUCACGUUGAAACUUAGACUGAGCCGCGCUUCGCAGGCGUACACGUUCCCUAUCCAUCUGUGCGACGAGGUUCUUCCAGCUCCGGUCUUUUACGCCACCGUGGCACCUAUAAUAACUUGGACGGUCAUUAAGAAGCUCAUAAUCGACCCCGUCGUGAAGGAGCGAACAGAACGCGAGAAGGAGAAACAGAGAGAGUUGAACAAGUCCAGAAUGAUGGAGAAGCAGAGGGAAGCCAAGGCGGCCACCGAACUGAUGAAGGAAACAGUCAGCAGGAUAAGAUCCGAGGAGGAAUCCAAGAAAGGACUAAUUAUUACCAAAGCAUUGUACGGUCGAUUCGUUUAUCCUCAACAGGAUCGAGCUGCUACGGAGGAGGGCGGACACAGAGAUGAAGUGAUAGACGUAACGAUUCCUUUGCAAUGUUUAGUCAAGGAUUCCAAACUGAUCCUUCACAAGGCAUCCAAGAGCCAACUACCUGGAUUUUAUGAUCCAUGUGUGGGAGAAGACAAGCAGCUUUUAGUACAGUAUCUCUUCCAUACUCAAACUCAUGAAUGCGUUAUACAGGAUGAUGCGCCUCUUAGGAUACCAGUCUCAUCACACAAAGUAAACACCACUUGACAUACAGAUUCAACAUUGAAACCAAGAACCAGUCGUCGCAGUUCCCGCCAAUGAUCAGCGUUAUUUUGGUGUAGAUUUGUUCAUUUUUACAGGUUUAAUUUUACAUAAAGGAUAAAAAGAAAUACCAAGUGUUCGUUGAUCCUUAAGCUUUGUACAUUAAUGUCAUUCUCAGUAAUAUUUUACUAUUUGAAAAUUCUAGUGAUAUUUUUAAUAUAUUAAGUAUUUCGCGGUUUUUCUCGAGAACAGUAUAAAAGUAUAGAAAAGAAUUAAUCCUACAUAGAUUCAGCUCCGUUGUGCUCGUGAAAUGGUUUUAGUCGUCGGACGUACCAAAAUACACUAUCAUUUCGCUAAUCGACAUCGUAUUCCAAAGACUUUAGAAAGAGCAAAACUCAACCCAAACGCAAACUAUUUACUGCCCCUAGAAAUGUAAUGUUAUACACACAUACCACUCUGAAAUAGCCAAUGUAUUUUAAUUCCAAGGAUCUCUGAGCAGUCAUCUAAAGAUCGUCGCGAUUAAAAUCAGCCAUAGCUGCAUACGUAUGCAGAGAAAGACAUUUGUUAAUUGCACAACCGAUCACUGGAUUUACACCGGAGUUAAAGUAUUAGCGUACGCGAUUUACUCCUGUACAAAAUAGAUAUCGUAUCAGACGAUGAGGUGUAUAUAAUUAUAUACAUAACUUGGAGAAAAAUUAUGUAUAUAAUUUAUAAUAAUAUAAAACAGAUAUCUAUAUAUCCAUCUAUUCUAUAUACCUAUGUGAAAAAUAUUUGUAUGUAUAUUUACAAGUAGGGACUAUAAAUAGCUCGAUAUUAUAUCACGAAAUAAAGUUGCUUGUUGAGU